AUGGCUGAUGAUGGAGAUGGAAGCUGCACACCAGAUGUUGUGACAUACAACACGAUCAUUGAUGGCAUGUGCAAAGCUCAUGCAGUUGACAGGGCUGAGGGUGUCCUUCAGCAGAUGAUUGAUAAAGGUGUUAAGCCAGACAUCCAGACAUAUACCUGUCUGAUCCAUGGAUACCUCUCUACAGGACAAUGGAAAGAAGUGGUUCAAAGGCUCAAAGAAAUGUACGCACGUGGUCUUCACCCAAAUGUUGUGACAUACAACACGGUCAUUGAUGGCCUGUGCAAAGCUCAUGCAGUUAACAGGGCUGAGGGUGUCCUUCAGCAGAUGAUUGAUAAAGGUGUUAAGCCAGACAUCCAAACAUAUACCUGUCUGAUCCAUGGAUACCUCUCUACAGGACAGUGGAAAGAAGUGGUUCAAAGGCUCGAAGAAAUGUACGCACGUGGUCUUCACCCAAAUGUUGUUACUUAUGGUUUGUUAUUGGACUAUCUAUGCAAGAAUGGAAAAUGCACAGAAGCGAGGAAGAUUUUUGAUGUUAUGAUUAGGAAGGGCAUAAAACCUAAUGUAACUAUCUACGGCAUUCUUCUUCACGGGUAUGCUGCUAAAGAAGCCCUUGCUGAUUUGCCUGAUCUCCUAGAUUUGAUGGUAGCAAAUGGUAUUUCACCUGAUCAUUACAUCUUCAACACUAUGUUCUGUGCAUAUGCUAAAAAGGCAAUGAUAGAUGAGGCGAUGCAUAUACUUAGCAAAAUGAGGCAGCAAGGAUUGAGUCCUAAUGUAGUCACUUAUGGAACAUUAAUAGAUGCACUUUGUAAGUUGGGAAGAGUGGAUGAUGCUGUGCUUAAAUUCAAUCAGAUGAUCGAUGAAGGAGUGACUCCUAACAUUGUUGUUUUUAACUCCCUGAUUUAUGGACUCUGCACCGUUGACAGAUGGGAGAAGGCUGAGGAAUUAUUUUUUGAAAUGUUGGAUCAAGAAAUCGGUCCCGACAUCGUGUCCUUCAACACCAUAAUGUCUAACUUAUGCAAAGAAGGACGGGUCAUGGAAGCCCAGAAUGUCAUUGACUUGAUGGAACGUGUAGGCGUGAGGCCUGAUGUUAUCUCAUAUAGUACAUUAAUAGGUGGCCACUGCUUAGCUGGUAGAACUGAUGAAGCAGCAAAGUUACUAGAUAGUAUGGUCUCAGUUGGCUUGAAACCGGACAUUUUGUGCUAUGAUGCAUUGCUUCGUGGCUACUAUAAAACUGGCAGGAUGGACAAUGCAUAUUGUCUUGUCCGAGAAAUGUUGAGGAAGCAAGUUAUGCCUGGUGCUGUGACUUACAGUACUAUACUGCAUGGUUUAUUUCAGACUCGGAUAUUUUCUGAAGCAAAGGAACUCUACCACAAUAUGAUUAAAACUAGGAAACAGUGGGGCAUUUACACAUACAACAUAAUUCUAAAUGGGCUUUGCAAAAAUAAUUGUGUUGAUGAAGCAUUUGAAAUGUUCCAGAGUCUGUGUUCUAAGGAUAUUCGUCCUGACAUUAUUACUUUCAAUAUUAUGAUUGGUUGUUUGCUCAAAAGUGGUAGAAAGAAAGAUGCCAUGGAUUUGUUCGCUGCUAUCCCUGCCCAUGGUUUAGUUCCGGAUGUGGUGACCUAUUGCUUAAUGAUGGAAAAUCUCAUACAAGAAGGGCUGCUAGAUGAGUUUGACAAUUUGUUUUUAGCAAUGGAAAAGAGUGGAUGCACUCCAAACUCAUACAUGCUAAAUGGUAUAGUUAGGAGGCUGCUGGGUGGAGUGGAGAUAAUGAGGGCUGGGGCUUACCUCUCCAAAAUUGAUGAAAUGAACUUCUCACUUGAGGCUUCCACUACUUCCUUGCUAAUAUCACUUUUCUUGAGGGAGGAAUAUAAGAACCAUGCAAAGUCCCUACCUGAAAAGUACCAUUUUCUUGAGGAGGUCAACAAAUGA
Miscanthus lutarioriparius is the source of this 1929-nucleotide messenger RNA. The record is from the annotation of a GenBank genome assembly. NCBI's taxonomy places the organism in Eukaryota, Viridiplantae, Streptophyta, Magnoliopsida, Poales, Poaceae.